UUUUGCCUGUGAAGCCUGCAAUGAUGUGACUUUCUAUGUCCCAACUAAACUAGAAGCUAAUGAAAUUGUUGGAAGAGUUAAUCUGGAAGAAUGCUUGAAGUCUGCAAACCUCAUUUAUUCAAGUGAUCCUGACUUUGGAAUUUUAAAAGAUGGUUCAAUAUAUCCAACAAAUAAAAUGUUAUUGUCUCCAGAGAAGAGGAGUUUUGUCAUAUCUCUUGUGAAUACUCAGGAACAGAAACAGAAAGACAUAAAUGUUAUAAUUAAACAUCAAAAGAAGAAGCAUUACAAAAGAGGCCUUCAAGAAACAAUUCUCAGACGUACCAAGAGAAGAUGGGCCCCUAUUCCAUGUUCAAUGCAAGAGAAUUCCCUAGGUCCUUUCCCCUUGUUUCUUCAGCAGGUCCAGUCUGAUUCAGCCCAGAAAUAUACUGUUUACUACUCCAUCAGUGGACCUGGAGUUGACCAAAACCCUCUUAAUUUAUUUUACAUAGAAAAAGAUACUGGGAAUUUAUUUUGUACUGGUCCUGUAGAUCGUGAGACAUAUGAGGCUUUUGAGUUAGUAGCAUAUGCCACUACUCCCGAUGGAUAUUCUUCAGAUGUUCCUUUACCACUUACUAUCAAAGUUGAAGAUGAAAACGACAACUACCCAAUCUUCACAGAGUCAGUUUAUAAUUUUGAGGUUCUUGAAGGCUCUAGAAUUGGCACUACGGUGGGGCAGGUAUCUGCGACAGACAGAGACGAGCCCGAUACAAUGCAUACUCGCCUGAAGUACUCCAUUAUGGAUCAACAGCCCCCUUCUCCUAAAUUAUUUUCAGUAAAUCCAGUUUCAGGUGUGAUCACUACAGUAUCACAUCAGAUGGACAGAGAGGUGGUAGACAAAUAUAAGUUGACAAUGAAAGUACAAGAUAUGGAUGGUAAAUUUUUUGGUUUGAUGAAUACAUCAAUUUGUAUCAUUUCAGUAAAAGAUGCAAAUGACCAUGUGCCCACUUUCACAAAGUCUUCAUAUGAAAUCUCAAUUGAGGAAAAUACAGUCAAGAAAGAUAUUUUGCGAAUAGCCGUAGAAGAUAAGGAUUUGCCUAACACUCCAAAUUGGAGAGCUAAUUAUACGAUUUUAAAGGGUAAUGGAAAUAAAAAUUUUCAGAUUGUGACAGACCCCAAAACCAAUGAAUGUGUUUUAUCUGUUAUUAAGCCACUGAACUAUGAAGAAAAUCACAAAGUGACGCUGGAAAUUACUGCAGCCAAUGAAGCACCAUUCUCCAGUGAUAUACGGAGCAUGAACACAGCUACAGUCACCAUUAAUGUUAUAGAUCAGGAUGAAGGUCCAGAUUGUAACCCAGCAGCACAAAAUGUUCGCAUUAAGGAAAAUGUUGAUGUGGGGACUAGAACCAGUGGGUAUAAAGCACAUGAUACAGAAACCAGAAGCAGCAGUGAUAUAAGGUAUAAGAAAUUAAAUGAUCCCAAAGGGUGGGUCACUAUUGAUGAAACUUCAGGGUCAAUAAUAACUUCCAGAAAACUGGACAGAGAGGCAGAAGUUGUUAAAAAUGGUGUUUACAGCAUUACAGUGCUUGCAAUAGACAAAGAUGGUAAAACAUGUACUGGCACACUUGGAAUUAUCCUUGAAGAUGUGAAUGAUAAUGCUCCAAUCAUCCAUCAAGAUAAAAUAAUACUUUGCAAACCAAAGAUGGAAUAUACGACAAUUGUUGCUGUUGAUUCUGAUGAACCCACAAAUGGGCCUCCAUUUGAUUUCCGAUUAGGACCCAGUUCUCCUGAUAUCCAGAAAAUGUGGACAGUUACCAGGUUUAAUGAUACAGCUGCACGCCUUUCUUAUCAGAACAAUGCUCAAUAUGGAAAAUAUAUCGUGCCAAUCACUGUGAGUGAUAGUCAUGGCCAGACGUCAACAAAGAGAUUGAACAUUUAUCUCUGUAAUUGUGAUCAUCCAGAUCAUUGUGCUUCUGCUAGAUCGGCAUAUCCAGACACCAGACUGGGUCCAUGGGCCAUCCUUGCAAUACUAUUGGGAAUAGCACUGCUAUUUUGUGUCUUAUUCACCUUAGUCUGUGGAAUUUGGAGUCCUUCAAAAGCAAAAAAACCUUUUCCUGAUGAUAUGGCACAGCAAAAUUUAAUUAUAUCAAACACAGAAGCUCCUGGAGAUGAUAGAGUGUGUUCCACAAAUGGAUUUACAACACAGAUGCUGAAUGGUAAUGGUCAAGGGUUUUGCGGCACAUUGGGAUCAGGAAUUAAAAAUGGGGGCCAGGAAUGCUUUGAAAUGAUGAAAGGAGGACACCAGACCUUAGAAUCCUGUAGAGGAGGAGGUCAUCACACUCUGGAAUCAUUCAGAGGAGGACAUCACACCCUGGAUUCAGGCAGGGCUGGAGGACAAGUUGAAGUUGAUGCCUGCAGAUAUACAUACUCUGAGUGGCACAAUUUUACUCAACCACGUCUUGGUGAAGAAUCCAUUAGAGGACACACUCUGGUUAAAAAUUAAGCAAUCAAAGAAGUUGCAUCUUUGUAAUCAGAAUGAAGACAAUACCCAUGCUCAAGACUAUGUCCUUACAUAUAAUUAUGAAGGAAGAG
Gracilinanus agilis (Agile Gracile Mouse Opossum) is the source of this 2568-nucleotide messenger RNA. RefSeq names its product desmocollin-2-like. Gene Ontology annotation, molecular function: calcium ion binding. Gene Ontology annotation, biological process: homophilic cell-cell adhesion. The transcript is spliced from 16 exons. The record is from RefSeq and is a predicted model, not a curated record. Gene Ontology annotation, cellular component: plasma membrane; desmosome. Bases 176 to 2479 code for a protein of 767 amino acids. Lineage: Eukaryota; Metazoa; Chordata; Mammalia; Didelphimorphia; Didelphidae.